This is a messenger RNA of Plasmodium adleri (nom. inval.), 1845 nucleotides long. Its product is annotated as metacaspase 1. Lineage: Eukaryota; Apicomplexa; Aconoidasida; Haemosporida; Plasmodiidae. Gene Ontology annotation, biological process: proteolysis. Bases 1 to 1845 code for a protein of 614 amino acids. Gene Ontology annotation, molecular function: cysteine-type endopeptidase activity. The transcript has a single exon. The record is from RefSeq and is a predicted model, not a curated record.
AUGGAAAAAAUAUACGUCAAAAUAUAUGAAUUGUCUGGAUUAGAAGAUAAGGAUAAUUUUGCAUGUUAUAUAAAAAUAUACUGGCAGAAUAAGAAAUAUAAAAGUUGUAUACUUCAAAAGAAUCCAUAUAAAUUUAAUGAAAUCUUUUUAUUACCUAUAGACAUAAAAAAUAUUGCUAAAGAUGAAAAAAAUAAUAUUUUGUCUAUUGAAGUAUGGUCCAGUGGCAUAUUAAAUAAUAAAAUAGCCUAUACCUUUUUUGAGCUUGAUCAUAUUAGAAGAGAAAGAAUAUCAAGUGAAAAGAUUAAUUUGAUUGAUGUUGUAAAAAAAUGUACACUGCAAUUAUCUGUUCAUAUAAUUAAUAAUAAUCAUGAUAUCAUAUUUUGUAAUAUAAAAGAUAUAUUUCGUAAUAAUAUAAAUGAUAAAGAAAUACAGGAUGCCAUAAUAAAAUAUGGAGGUAAUCAAAAGGAUAUAAUUAAGGAACUUCAAAAAAAAAAAAACAGGGAAAUUAAAGAAUAUAAUAAUAUAUAUUUUAAUGACCAUGCAAAUGUUCAUAAUACUGUUCCAUCUCAGAAUUAUUUAUAUAAUGAUAUGCAUAAAAUUAUGCCAAAUAAUAUAUAUAAUAAUAUGAAUAAUGAACAAAUAAAUCAUACAUAUUUAAAAGUACCUAAUAGUUUAUAUAAUAGCACAAACACACAUUAUUCAUCUAAUACACAUUAUACGACUUAUAUGAACAAUUCACCUACUUAUAAAAAUUCAAAUAAUAUGAAUCACGUAACAAAUUUAUAUCCAUCCAAUGAUUUAGAAAAUUCAAAUCAUUUUAAACCUCAUAGUAAUGAAUAUAACAUGAUAAAUUAUGAUAACAAUAAUUGUAUAUAUCCUCAAAAUCAUACAAAUAUAUAUAAUAGAGCAUCUCCUUAUAGUGAAAAAAUUUUAUAUUUUUCUCCAUCUAAUCAAAAGAAAGCAUUACUUAUUGGUAUAAAUUAUUAUGGAACCAAAUAUGAAUUAAAUGGUUGUACAAAUGAUACACUGAGAAUGAAAGAUUUGUUGGUAAGAAAAUAUCAAUUUUAUGAUUCCUCAAAUAAUAUAGUAAGACUGAUUGAUAAUGAAGCAAAUCCAAAUUAUAGACCUACAAGAAGAAAUAUUUUAUCAGCUCUUAUGUGGUUAACUAGAGAUAAUAAAUCAGGAGAUAUUUUAUUCUUCCUUUUUUCAGGACAUGGUUCACAACAAAAAGAUCAUAUGCAUAUAGAAGAAGAUGGUUAUAAUGAAACUAUUCUACCUUCCGAUUUUGAAACAGAAGGUGUAAUUAUUGAUGAUGAGUUACAUAAAUAUUUAAUUCAACCCUUAAAUGAAGGAGUAAAAUUAAUAGCUGUUGUAGAUAGUUGUAAUUCUGGAAGUAGUAUUGAUUUAGCAUAUAAAUAUAAGUUAAAAUCAAAAAAAUGGAAAGAAGACAAGAAUCCAUUCCAUGUAAUUUGUGAUGUUACACAAUUUAGUGGGUGUAAAGAUAAGGAAGCUUCUUAUGAAGUUAACACUGGACAUAUUGCACCAGGUGGAUCAUUAGUUACAGCUAUGGUACAAAUUUUAACAAAUAAUAUGAUUACACCUUCAUUAAUAACUUAUGAAUAUUUAUUACAUAAUAUACAUGCUCAUGUCAAACAAUAUAGUAAUCAAACUGUUACUUUUAUGUCAUCUCAAAAAUUUAACAUGGAUAGAGUAUUCGAUUUUCAACAUAUAAUUAAGAACAAAAAUAUGCACCUCGGGCAAAUAAUUAAUAAAUAUAUAGAAAAAAAUAAAAGCAAAAAUAAAAAUAAGUUAAAGCAUGAACUAAAAAAUUUAUUUUUUUCAUAA